AUGUCUACAGCACACACGAAACGCAAACGCAGCGAUAACGCCGAUGCAGGCGACCAUGGCAGAAGGCCUAAGCAGUACAAGCAAUCUUCAAAUCGACCGCGGCCGAACAAAUUCCAGGGCUCGAGACAUGCGCACGCGCAUUCAGGCCACCCAAAAUCGGGUGACGGCGAGGAAGAGGAAGCGCAAAGGUCGAUAAACGCUCUCAAGAGCAGGAUACGCGAUCUCAGGCGCUCGCUAGCGCACGUCGACAGCGACCCGAAAAACCGCAUGCCACAAGGCAUCCGCAUCGAGCGCGAGCGAGAACUCGAAUCGGCUAGGCAUGAGCUCGAAGAGAAAGAGACAGCCAAGCGAGAGGCCAAGUUCAGAAAUGAUAUAAUUGGGAAAUACCACAUGGUUCGAUUCUUCGAACGACAGAAGGCUACACGAAUCUUAAAACGCCUUCAUAAGCAGCUCGCCGCUCUGGAAGACGAACCGGAAAAGGCGGAGAAGAUGCACAGCAUACACAAUGCUGAGGUCGAUCUCAACUAUACACUUUAUUACCCGUUACUGAAGGCGUACGUGUCACUGUACCCGAAGCAGCAGAAAGAGGACAGCAAGUCUGGUGAUGCCGCACCGCCGACAGACGGCCCAAAAGGCGAUGUGAACAUGUGGAAGACGGUGGAGAAGGCCAUGGGAGAGCAGACCCUAGAAGAGCUUCGAGAGAGCCGGGAAGGUGUUAUUAUACCAGGAGCACCGGAGAACAGCAAGGCCAAGAACUUGAAGAAGGAUGCGAAGAAGGACACGAAAGAGAAGAAAGCGAGGUCCAACGACGCCGAUAUUGCGACAGAGAAUGGAGACGAAGAAGGUAGCGAUGAGGACUUCUUCGUCUGA
Molecule: messenger RNA, 870 nt
Organism: Paraphaeosphaeria sporulosa
Lineage: Eukaryota; Fungi; Ascomycota; Dothideomycetes; Pleosporales; Didymosphaeriaceae
Exons: 2
Coding region: 1-870 (289 amino acids)
Biological process (GO): maturation of SSU-rRNA from tricistronic rRNA transcript (SSU-rRNA, 5.8S rRNA, LSU-rRNA)
Cellular component (GO): nucleolus; preribosome, small subunit precursor
Source: RefSeq, a predicted model, not a curated record